GUCUAGGGCUGAGCAUUUGAGAGGACAUUCAAAGAAAGUCCAAAAACCGAGAUCAAAUCGUCUAGUUCUGGAGCUUCGUUUCUCGCACCGAGUAGUGAAUUACUGGAAUUCUCUACCAGAACACGUAAUAUCAGCACCUUCUGUUGAUAUAUUCAAGACGAGAUUGGACCUCCACAGUGUAACAAACUGCAAGGAUUAAAAUAGGUCACUAGACCUUCUAUCCUUAUUACUGAAGACUGAAGACUGAUUUGACCUCUGAUUCUGAAUCGACUCUUGCGCUACAGUUAUGAGCAAAGUCUCUGGGUUCUUUAAGAAGACGGGUUUUAACUCAUGCAAGUUCACUUUGUUCAUAAGUACUAAAGAAUAGCUUUGGUGGCGUGUUUCCACGGUGUACGUGUCAAUAGUAUGCAUUAUUUAGUACAAUUCAGAAGACGCAGAGUGUUACAAAUUCUUUAAAUAGGAAUUGAGGGUCUACCUCAAUGACUGUGUCCUGGGAGCCGAAUAGCUUGCUUCGUAGUACAUUCUGCGUUCAAUAGCGUGAAAAGAAAUACUGUCUGUUCCACGGGUCUUCUAAUGUAGGACACCAAAAUUAAACUUCUAUCCGCUGUGUGAUUUCAUCUACAAAAUUAGUAGGAUCAGUGCGUCAAACUUUAAUAUUCCUGGUUGUCAUACUAACUUAGGUCGCCUCGUUCUAAACCAUCAUUGUGCACUUGUAGUUGAGUAAAGCAUCCCUCACAUCGGUUUUUCUGCCAGUGUUCGGAAAACCUUUGAAUUUUGUUGUCAUCUCUACCAAACAAGGUCAUGUCAUCUUCCCUUGCCAAGGUCUAUAGACUGUCCAUAGUAGUAAAAAGAAUGUACUUGCUAAAUCUACUUGUAGCUUCGAAUGUUGACGGUUUUAAGAGUUCAUCGUCUCGUAAUUUCUAGAUCGAAUGCUCUGUCCGACCACAGCUUAGAAUUAACGAGGUCAACGUAAUGCCUUAAUUAACGCACGUUGUAAUAGUGCCAACCACUUUAGAGUGAGUAUUUCCUAUAUUUCGCUCCCUUGUCUUUGUCGUAUGCCUCAUAACAUCUAUGCUUCUAAUCGAGUGGUGAGAUAAAACUAUAUGAUUUUCUUAGGUUGCCAAGCUUUCAAUUUAAAACUAGUCUGGAAAUAUGUGGGGCCGUUUUAGACCCUGCAUACUUAAUAGUAGUCGGUGGAUACAGUAUAUUUUUCCCUCAUUGAGUUUCAUCCGAAUUGCUUUAACUCUUAAAAACCUGUGUAAUCAUUUGUAUACUCACUGUGGACUAACGUAUCUGUUUUUCAUAAGCCCUCGACAUCUACUAUUGUCGUCUUACUUCUGUGAAAGAACUUUCUCACAUCGUAUAAAUCAUUUGUCCAUGGUAAAUGUGUACUUAGCUCUUCACAGUAAUAUUAGAAUAUUUUCUUAUGUAAAAAGCAUAUGGAUAAUUGUUUCGCUAGCGUAAAACCAUGUAGUGAAGUAUAUCCACUCUUAUAUGAAGUGAACUUGUGCAUCCUAGGACUCCGUGUGAGAUUUAAAAUUCCAGUCUUAAGUAAGGGUAGUGGUUGUUUUCAACUUCGUUUAAUAUUGUACGUAGUAGCACCGUAAAAACUAAGCCCUUCGAGUGUCUGUUUUCUUGUUGCUGUUUAGUGUGACUUAGUCAGCCCACUAAUCAUUAGUUUGUAUUCUUGUCUUGUGCCAUUGUAAGAUGGUUUAGGUAUUCGUUUCUUUACGACCACUUCUGGAUGCUUGGUGGAGGAGCCCAUUGUUCUAAGCAAGUUGAAACGAGGAACUGGUGGGAGAGCUUCAUUUAAUGGCAUGACCGUGACCGUGUUUGGUGGUACUGGAUACUUAGGUCGGAAUUUAAUGGCACAACUAGCCAAAACUGGAACACAAAUUAUUCUUCCAUACAGAUGUGACCCUCAUAUGAUCAGAGAUGUAAAAGUUAUUGGAGAUCUGGGGCAAGUUUUAUUUUUGCCUUUUGAUUUGAAAGAUGAUGAAUCCUUAAGAAAGGCUAUGAAGUAUAGUGAUGUGGUCAUCAACCUAACAGGCACAGAAUCUGACACUAGAAACUUUACUAUCGAACAUGUACACAUUGAUGCGGCUUCCCGGAUUGCAAGGAUAUCUAAAGAGUUGGGAGUUCAGCAACUGGUCCAUGUAUCUGCACUGUGUCAAAAUAAGAAUCCUCCGAAAUAUGUUCGAAAGCAUUCUCGAUUUAUGGUAUCUAAAGCAAUUGGUGAAGAAGAAGUUCUGCGUGAACGUCCAGACGCUACAAUUUUCAGACCAGCUGAAAUAUGGGGACCACAUGAUCGUUUUUUGUGUUAUUUUGCUUCAAGACCUCGGCGAUUCACUAGACUGCAAAGUGUUCAUAUUCCAUUAUGGGCUAGUGGAAAAAAUACCGUAAAGCAACCUGUUUGUGUACAUGACCUUGCUUGUGGAAUUGUCAAUUCAUUGCAUAAUCCAGAGUCACUAGGACAAAUUUAUGAAGCCGUUGGUCCUCAUCGUUAUCGAUUAGAUGACAUGGUAAAAUGGAUUUACUUCCUUUGUCGAUACUUACCUAGUGAGGUAUACAUAACUCCAAUGUCCCCCUUGUUUUUAGCCAGGACUUACAUCUAUGAAAAGGUUGCUCCCGUUCAUUCCUAUCUUACUUUUGAACGGUUAGAGAGGGAAAGUGCUACGGAUAUUUUAUCUGGUUGCCCAACACUUGAUGAUCUUAAUGUCAAGCUAAGGAAAUUGGAGGACCACAUUAAUCAUAUUGUAUUUCUUCACCGCCGACAGCUCUUCUACUGGGAUGCUCUUGGUGAAUUUCCGGAGCCGCCUCCUCCCCCUAUUCAAUUUCAGUAAUUUUCUGCUUAACUUGAAUUUAAUACUUAGAAUUCAUAGUAUGGUAUUGUUGUGUGAGAAGUAAAUAUAUACAUAAAAUCACUCAACAUUAAUGCAAUAUUUUAGAUUGCCUAAUCAAUUUAUAGCAAUAAGUGGUAAUGUAGUUAUAGAAGUUUAGACUUGAACAUGGACCAGUUAAAUAUGAGCGAAAUGAUUAUGACCAGUGUUUGGUAACGGAAGCAAAGCAGACAGAAAAGGCAAUAGUGAUGCUUAACGUCCAGCAGUUGUUUCUACUCAUCGAGGUAACAGGCAUUAGCGAGUCGGCUGUCAGUGAGAUUAUUUCAGAAGAAAAUGCAAUUGAGGUCCCUUGUCAGUUCAAUGAAUGAGGACAACUAGCAAGUUACUUUUUCUGGAAUAGCCUGACCUCGCUACUAUUUCUAAAUAACAGGGUCAAGGGGUCGCUACAACCAAUCUACUGCAACUGUAAAAAAGCGUGUUUGGCUAGAUCUCUUAGUCACUCUUCAGGGUUCCCUAGAGAUUAGAUUAAGGUACCAGCUGGAGGUCAUGAGCUGCAUUCCAUUCAAGCCGGUAGGUGACCGACUGAAUUUGUAGGGAACGAUUGGUUAAAGCCGUCCCUUGAUGGUUACAAAGAGGUCAGACUGGUAUCUAGGAUAUAAAUUCCAGUGAUCAUCUUGAACUGUCGUAUAAUUAGUUGAAGGGACCCAAGCAAAUUUAGGAUCUGAAAGGAGUACACUUCUCAGCUCCUCAUACGCUAUCAGGUCUUACGACAAACUGACAUUAGCCCUUAAUACUUCCCCAUGUUUCGAAGUAAAAGUUCCGUAAGUUGACGUGAGGUUUUCACACAAAAAGCUACUAGUAGGGAAGGACGUGGUUGUACAAUGCUGGAUAUAUCAGUUCAGUCCACACGAAGAUAAAUUAUCAUGACUGACGGAGAACAAGAAAACAGGACGUUAAGAAGAACAAGGGGCGUUACUAACCGAAAUGAAAUAUCCUUAGGUUUGAAAGAAGGACAAUUAGGGUUAAUCCGCUCAACGAAGUGACAUAGUGUGGUGAGUCAGUAUGGGC
Molecule: messenger RNA, 3908 nt
Organism: Schistosoma rodhaini
Lineage: Eukaryota; Metazoa; Platyhelminthes; Trematoda; Strigeidida; Schistosomatidae
Source: the annotation of a GenBank genome assembly